Messenger RNA from Symbiodinium necroappetens, 477 nucleotides. Lineage: Eukaryota; Dinophyceae; Suessiales; Symbiodiniaceae. The record is from the annotation of a GenBank genome assembly.
AUGGGUGCCGUCAAGUCGGUAUUCUCUGCUGGAAAGGGUUUGGCAAACCUGCUGCUUCGAUCAUCCAAGAGCAAGGUGGACAGGGACAAGUUUGACCGCGCAUUCUCCAAGUAUCCACCAACAGCAUCGCGGACGUGGGGGUUCCAGAACAGCAAUGCUGCUCUAUAUGCGAAUGACAGCUGGUUCUCCACGCAGAAGCGCAUCCGAAUGAGCGAAAUCAACCGGUUUAUCGGCCUGAGGCCAUAUCCCGCAAAACCUGCCGGAAAAGCUUUUCGCCCUGGCGAUUACAAUCUUGUCUGGGGAAAUCCGGAGAGAUAUUACCGGGGCGAUGCUCAAGACCAGAACUACAGCCUGCAGUUUGCGAACCAGCUGCAUCACGACGUUGGAACGGUGGGAGUGGUUUGUGCCUCUGCGCUGCCUGGCCAGGGUCGGCCUAGACUUCGACCAACACCGAAACAGCUGGCAGACUUCUUGUGA